UUCGGCAAUGAUGAGUCAGCACAACCAAGAAAACGCAGACCCUUUGAGAGAGGGCUGAGGCAGGGCUGGGCACGAGACUAUGGGGGGAGCUGCGUUACGAUCUAUUACAUAACCUCAUGUGAUAUUUCACGCUUGUGGCAAAUACGGCAAUCUGAUUCGGUGUCUCAAAAGUAAGACUGUCGAGUCAGCACAACAAAGAAAACGCUCAAUAGUCACCAGACCCUUUUCCUCUCUCUGAGUGCGUGCAGGGUCUGGGCACGAGACUACGUGUUUGCUGGCUGCAAGCCCGUCCGUCUUGCGUUCAAAGGAGACUAACUUUUGCUGGUUAUAGUUCUCUUGGAUUCCAGAAAAUAGAGCCAUGUCUGAAGAACCAGACUUUGAAAUUGACAUUUCGACCAGGGGCUUUGCGGAGGAAGAUAGCCCACUCACGACGCGAGAAAUAAACCUCAGAAAAACGUUUGGCUACAGAAGAAUACUGAUCCAACCCUCAGAGGAAAUCGGUCACGGCUCAUAUGGAAGAGUCAUAAAAGCCAAGCUUGACGGUCUUCCUUGUGCCGCCAAACUCCUUCACCACAUCUUCUUCACCUCAAAUGAUCCUCACGUUGCCGACUUCAUUCGACGCUUCAAGCUGGAAUGCCGGAUCCUGCGUCACCUGAAGCAUCCGGGCAUCGUGCAGUUCCUGGGGGUCCUGGAAGACCCUCGACCUCGUAGCAACCGCAGACCG
Molecule: messenger RNA, 724 nt
Organism: Geodia barretti
Lineage: Eukaryota; Metazoa; Porifera; Demospongiae; Tetractinellida; Geodiidae
Source: the annotation of a GenBank genome assembly